GAAAAUUAAAAGAUACAACAAAAAAAUAAUAAUUAAAUUGCGUAGGAUGUGAAAAAAAAAAACACGUGUAUUAGAGAACAAAGUGUGAACAUUUGAUUUGAAGGUCAAUCGGAAAUCGAUUUUCUUGUUUGAACUUCGCACUAUCCAUGCUUUUCUCGAGGACUUUCUCCCCUCUUCUUCUUUUCAUUAAACGUGUUGAAUUCUCCUACAAAUAUAUUACAUUAUACGUAGAUCUGUUUCUCGGAUAGCGUCAGAACGAUAACGGUUAAAAGUAAGAGAGAGAGAGAGAGAGAGAGAGAGAGUGAGUGAGUGAGUGAGAGAGGGAAAGAGAGUUGGUGAGUGAGAAGGAAGCGAGGAGAAGGAGGAACGAACACCACAUCGUUUAUGUAUUUAUCGAGAUAUCUGCAGACAUAGCGUAAGAUAUAAAGGGCACCUAGAAUACGACGUAGCCAGUCUUCAUAAUCAAUUUAGAUUCGUUAACAUCGAUUUUAAAAAGGGAAAGUAAUAUUUGAAAAUUUGGAAAAAUGCGAAUUUGGGUUUUGGUAACUACACUUUUGAUAGUCAGUAUACUGACUUCAGAAGUAUUCGGAAAGGAGUCAAAAUCUGAGACAAGUGAAAUUACAACUGAUGAUCAAAAUUCAGAAAAAAAGGAAACAAUUAAAUCCGAGUCAAAGAAAGAAACUUCUUCGGACAAGGAGGAAAAGCAUUUAGAGGGGAAAGAUAAAUCGAAGAAAAAGAAAUCAUCUUCAUCUUCUUCCACUGAUACAAAUCCUGAAGUUGGUGACUCGGUUAGAUCAAAGGAAUCGAAAAAGCAUCGAAAGAAUCACAAGUUGAAUCAUACGGUUCAUGGUAAGCAUAAGAAUAAACAUGGAAAACAAGGAAAACAUGGAGAAGAGUCAGGAAGUUUUCUUGAUCAGAAAGAACGACAUGAGAAGGAAAAGUACAAGAAUAAAGGUAUAAAUGGACAGCCGAAUAAUAAUAAAAAGCAUAAUAAAAGAUUAAAGAAGGAUUUGAAACAUGUUAACGAAAUGAAUAAGGAGAACGCUGAGUCAGAUUAUAAACAAUUUGAAAGUUCCGAUUUUGAUGUUGUCAUUGAAAAUAAUAGAUUUCGUAAAAAACAAAAGACAAAGAAUGUUGCCGAUGAAGUCGAUUUGACGAUCGAGAAUAAAACGAAAUCAGAUCGUAAAAAAAAAAACAAGUGUAAAAAUUGUAAGAAAGAAAAUGUUGAAGAGAAAUCAAACGUGUCAGAUAAUGAAGAAGAAGAAGAAGAAACAGGUAAAAUGAACAAGAAAAAGAAACGUAGCGUAGAUAAUAAGGUAGAUAAACAAAAAUCGAAGAAAUUAUCUAAUCGUCAUCAAAGAGAAGCACCAGAGAAAGAAAAUGAGAAUGAGUAUGAUGUAGAAAAGGAAAAAUUACCAUCUUCAGCGGAAAAUGAAAUCGAGUGUGAUAGACACGAUUGUUAUAAGAAGGAAAAAAAUGUCGUAGAAGAAAUAGAUGAAUAUUAAAAUUUCAAAGGUAAAGAUUUUUCUUGAUAGUUAGAGAAAUGGAAAGAGAUACAAAGAAAGAUUUCUCUUAUAGUUUCAUUAUUAGUCGUUAGAUAUAGAAUUCAAAUGUGCCUGAUACACUCAAGAAAACGAUAAAUACUUAAUGUGACAUAUUUUAUUUAUUUUAAUCUAUUUACAUAAUGUUACCAAGUUCAAGAUAUACAUCUACUUGAGUUGUUAUUUACAUCGUCGAAUUUUUAAUCUUAACAGUUGUUUAGAAUAACUUCUUACAAGUCAUUUAUAAAAACUGGAUGUGCUGUAACAUAAAACAGAAAACAAAAAUAAUAUUUAUACUUACACAAA
Polistes dominula (European paper wasp) is the source of this 1847-nucleotide messenger RNA. RefSeq lists its product as uncharacterized. The record is from RefSeq and is a predicted model, not a curated record. NCBI's taxonomy places the organism in Eukaryota, Metazoa, Arthropoda, Insecta, Hymenoptera, Vespidae.